Messenger RNA from Nematostella vectensis (starlet sea anemone), 1357 nucleotides. Its product is annotated as calmodulin-related protein. The coding region runs from base 109 to 1044 and encodes 311 amino acids. The record is from RefSeq and is a predicted model, not a curated record. The transcript has 7 exons. Gene Ontology annotation, molecular function: enzyme regulator activity; calcium ion binding. NCBI's taxonomy places the organism in Eukaryota, Metazoa, Cnidaria, Anthozoa, Actiniaria, Edwardsiidae.
UUGAAAAAUUCACCUGCACACAAAACGACACAACGGCGAUUUCUGAACACUAAAUGUGUUAAAAGUUUUAUAAGUUGUUAUUGGUUGAAAUAAUUGUCACUUGGGGCUAUGGAAAUUUACGAUAUCUUAAGCUACGAUUUUAUAACAAGAAUAAUGGAGGCAACCGAUAUCACAGAGGAACAAAUAAGAGAGUUCAAAAACGCGUUCAUGUCUUUCGAUAAGAAUGGCGAUGGGAGGAUUGACGCAGAGGAGCUUGGGAUAGUCAUGCGCAGUAUAGGAUUACAUCCGAAAGACGAGGAGCUGAAGGCCAUGAUUAAACAAGCCGACAAAGAUGGUAGCGGAGACAUUGACUUGCCCGAGUUUAUCGAGCUAAUGGCCAGCAAGUCCAAGAAUGACACAACUGAGAGCGAUCUCCGCGAGGCGUUCAGCCUGUUCGACAAGGAUGGUAACGGGCUGAUCAGCGCACAGGAGAUGAAGUUUGUGUUCACAUGCAUGGGAUUUAACAUCACAGAGAAAGAGGCCGUGGAGCUCGUCAAGCAGGCAGACAUGGACGGAGACGGUCACAUCAACUAUGAGGUCUUGGAUUGUAUAUUUGUUACAAGCUCAAUUAUCCUUUUCCUUCUAACAUUAGAGUUCAAAAACGCGUUCAUGUCUUUCGAUAAGAAUGUCGAUCAACGGAUUGACGCAGAGGAGCUUGAAAUAGUCACGCGCAGUAUAGGAUUACAUCCGAAAGACGAGGAGCUGAAGGCCAUGAUUAAACAAGCCGACAAAGAUGGUAGCGGAGACAUUGACUUGCCCGAGUUUAUCGAGCUAAUGGCCAGCAAGUCCAAGAAUGACACAACUGAGAGCGAUCUCCGCGAGGCGUUCAGCCUGUUCGACAAGGAUGGUAACGGGCUGAUCAGCGCACAGGAGAUGAAGUUUGUGUUAACAUGCAUGGGAUUUAACAUCACAGAGAAAGAGGCCGUGGAGCUCGUCAAGCAGGCAGACAUAGACGGAGACGGUCACAUCAACUAUGAGGAGUUCAUUCGAACUAUGAAGGGAUGACUUGGACAUUUACAGAAAGCCGUUAGCCUGCUAGAAAAGACAUUGCAUAACAUUGAAAUUUUAUACAUCUCUUUAUUCACGCUUUUUCUUUUCUUACAAGAAAUGCAUCUACAUCGCUCUAAGCUGGGUUAAGCUACAUCGCUCUUAGCUAAGUGUACAACACGCAUGAUCAGUAUAAAUUAUGAGGCUUCGAAUAAAAAUCACUUCAAAUAAUCAAAUGUAAAUAGGAUACAUGAGUUAUAAAGGUAUGUACAAUCCGUUAUUAUAUGUGAAAUACGUAUUUGCAGUAAAAACACAUACCCUAAAACUUAAA